AUGGGACCCUUGCCUCUGCGACAUUGCACGUUCAUCUUCUCUGCUCAGAACACGCUUCUCCUGUUUCCCACAGCUCCCGCUCGUCCUCUAGGGUCGGGGUCGCUUCCCCGGGAGGCGGGGACUCACUCCCCAAGACGGGAAGCGGGGUCUCACUCCUCCCGCCGAGCGUCAGUCCCGCUGCCGGCCCGCCUCGCAGUCCGAGCCGCGGACGCGCACCGCCCCCUCCUGGUCAGGAGGGGGAUCGCGGGGGGCCGGGAGGGUUUCCCCGUGUCCGGGGCGCUGCGCACCGCGCCGGCCGCCCUGCGGACACUGCAGCGGCGAGGACUGAAGGCCCAGAUCAGGCCUCACUACCUUGAAACUCUGACCCCACCCCCACCCCCACCCCCCGCCUCCCAGCUCCACGCUUCCCUCGGGGACCUUUCGGGGCGCCUCCACCGCAGGGUGGUUCUGGCGAGGAUGCGCAGAUGA
Rangifer tarandus platyrhynchus (Svalbard reindeer) is the source of this 468-nucleotide messenger RNA. The record is from the annotation of a GenBank genome assembly. NCBI's taxonomy places the organism in Eukaryota, Metazoa, Chordata, Mammalia, Artiodactyla, Cervidae.